Enhydra lutris kenyoni (northern sea otter) is the source of this 1122-nucleotide messenger RNA. RefSeq names its product ubiquitin specific peptidase 50. Gene Ontology annotation, biological process: protein K63-linked deubiquitination; endosome organization; Ras protein signal transduction. The transcript has 7 exons. Gene Ontology annotation, molecular function: cysteine-type deubiquitinase activity. Gene Ontology annotation, cellular component: cytosol; dendritic spine; extrinsic component of plasma membrane. NCBI's taxonomy places the organism in Eukaryota, Metazoa, Chordata, Mammalia, Carnivora, Mustelidae. The record is from RefSeq and is a predicted model, not a curated record. The coding region runs from base 1 to 1122 and encodes 373 amino acids.
AUGACUUCACGGCGGCCCCUCCCUGCAGAUGACUUCGGCAUCUACUACGUCCUUGCAGAGUGCACAGAUCAUUAUGACAACUGCCCUGUGAAUGAGGCUGAGGAGAACCCGCCCCAUUUCCAGGGAGUGACCGGCCUGCGGAACUUGGGCAACACGUGCUACAUGAACGCCAUCUUACAGUGUCUUGGCAGCAUUUCGCCGCUGGUGGAAUACUUUCUCUCGGGAAAGUACAUUACUGCUCUUCAAAAGGAGUGCAGUGAGGUUGCCACCGCUUUUGCCUAUGUGAUGACAGACAUGUGGCUUGGAGAUUCAGAAUGUGUCUCACCAGAAAUAUUUCGGUCAGCUCUUGGCAACCUCUACCCAGCAUUUAUGAAGAAGACACAGCAAGAUGCUCAGGAAUUCUUGAUUUAUGUCCUGAAUGAACUUCAUGAAGCCCUGAAAAAGUACCAUCGGAGAAGAUCAUACGAGAAAGGGUCUAUUCCAAGGUGCUGCAAGAAGGUGAUUGCCAAUGAGUCCUCCAUCAUCACACAGCUGUUUGAAGGGCAGCUCAACUACAGCUUCAUGUGUUUGAAGUGUGAGAGCUGCACCUACAAGAAUGAAGUCUUCACCAUCCUCUCUCUCCCCAUUCCAUCUGAAUACGAGUGCUCUCUUCAGGACUGUCUCCAGAGUUUUAUUCAGCAAGACACACUGGCCUGGAAUAACCAAAUUCACUGUUCCUUCUGUGAAACCAAGCAAGAAACAGCUGUAAAAGCCAGUAUCUCCAAAGCACCAAAAAUAAUUAUCUUUCACUUAAAAAGAUUUGACAUUCUGGGUACAAUAAAAAGGAAACUGAGAACAGAUAUUCAUUACCCACUCACUAACUUGGACCUUACCCCUUAUAUUUGUCCAGUUUUUCGGAAACACCCUAAAUAUAACCUCUGUGCAGUGGUGAACCACUUUGGUGACCUGGAUGGUGGCCAUUACACUGCUUUCUGCAAGAACUCAGUGACCCAGGCCUGGUAUAGCUUUGAUGACACACGAGUCAGUGAGAUUCCAGAUACUUCAGUUCAAACUGCUACAGCCUAUCUCCUGUUCUACAGCUGCCAGCCCUUUUCUAUACCUGUAACAAAAUGCAAGAGCUAG